This is a messenger RNA of Andrographis paniculata, 430 nucleotides long. RefSeq lists its product as uncharacterized. Gene Ontology annotation, biological process: regulation of mitotic cell cycle spindle assembly checkpoint. Lineage: Eukaryota; Viridiplantae; Streptophyta; Magnoliopsida; Lamiales; Acanthaceae. The transcript has 2 exons. The coding region runs from base 47 to 346 and encodes 99 amino acids. The record is from RefSeq and is a predicted model, not a curated record. Gene Ontology annotation, cellular component: anaphase-promoting complex.
AUUGCAAUUUUCAGUUUCAGUUUCAAAUCGUCGACAGAUCGGGAAAAUGCUUCAGUACCCGGCGUUCAUGGUUCAGUAUCCAUGGUCGACUCGGAUCAUUCCGACGUCGUAUUUGCUACCGGCGCAGUGGCCUCAGUCGCAAAACGACGAGCUCCUACUCGCCAUGGAGGAGUCCGAAUAUGUAGAAAAGCUCAACGAAAUCAGUAAAGCGAAUAAAAAUGCUAUAGUUUUUGGGGGAACCACGGUGGACAAUGAUAAGGAAGAUUUCGACAAUGAUGCAGAUGAUGACGAUGUUGACAAUGCAGAAGAAUCCGAUGGCGAUGAAUUCGAGCAAGAAACCGGUUAAUUUGCAUCCCAUAUGCUACUGAAUGUUGAAUCUCUUCUUUCUCUAAAAUUAUUCACUCAAAUCAAGAUUUCAUCCUUUCAUAUC